This is a messenger RNA of Kogia breviceps (pygmy sperm whale), 4294 nucleotides long. The record is from RefSeq and is a predicted model, not a curated record. NCBI's taxonomy places the organism in Eukaryota, Metazoa, Chordata, Mammalia, Artiodactyla, Physeteridae.
UUGGAUGAGAAGAGGCCUUCGACUGGUAGAGGCCAUUUCGUGUCCCGCACUAGCAACGCUGCCCUUCUCCGGGCCGGACAACAUCUGUGCGAGCAGAGGAAUGACCCGAAAGAAGUUUCACGGCCGCAUCAUUUUCUGGGAAGUGUAGUUUCGCGGUUCCGGCGCCUUGUCUUCACAGUGCAUGUACACGGCUGCCGUUGGUUCCGUGAAGUAGAGUUCGCCAGAAACAACUGUUGUCCUCCCAGUACUUACCGUGCGUCCCCGGUGGAGCAGCCCUGCUGUGUAAUUCUCACACAGCACAGGCUGUGGUCUCGCGGUGCGCCGAGAUCGCGUGGUCGCAGAGCCUCCUGGGAAGUGUGGUUUUUCGGGAGGCGACCAUGCAACGCACCGGCAACUUUUGUCUCUGACGCGGAGGAGUGUGAGAAGUGCAGUCGGCCGUGGAUUCCGCUCUUGGCCCGCCCCGCGGUCAUCUCCGGCCCUGCAGCGGAAUUCUCAGUCCUGGAAUCGCGGAGGCCUCUGGGCACCGCAGUUCCCGCGAGGCGGGAGGCCAUUGUCCGCUGCAGCGACCUGGCGCGUUAGGCACUGCCCUUCUAUAAGAAGAGAGCUUGGAAAGAGAACUGUGUUGACUUUUGGAAAUUGCAGAGUCAUGUUUCAGGUAAGUUAGUAUGUUCCCAAAUCUUCCUGAAACACCUAUUUAUCAGGACUCUUGAGUGUCUGCUUUGCCUUUCCUACCAGUUCCCACCUCACAGAGUCCUUUUAGGGACUGGAUCUGUAAUUCCUUUCAUUAUAGCAAAGGAUGGAGACUGCAGAACUCCAAAGUGCUGUCUUCUCUCAGUGCUCCUGUUUUCUACCAGUUUCCUGCUAGAAGCCUCUGAAGAGUCUUGAGUAAAACUUUUUUAAAAAAUUACAAUUCAUAGUUCAAGUUAUCAUGUGGUCUCGAUUAAUGGUGUAUGUCAGUCCUUUCAGUUGUUCAAGUCAAGAGAGGUUUGGAGUCAUCCUUGAGACCUCCCUUUCUCUUAUAACUCACAUUCAGACAUUCUAGUUGGAUCUAAAAUAUACACAGUAUAUCUACACAAUCUGACCAUUGGUUACCCCAUCACUGCCACUACUACUGCCACCCUGGUCCAAGCCACUUAUAUUAUUGCAGUAGUCACCUUGCUGGAUUCCCUACUUCUGCCCUUGACCCUCUUCAGUCUCGUCUCAAUACAGCUGUCAUAGAGAUCCUCUUGUUAUAUAAUAUCCUGUCAUUCCUCAGCUUAAAACUCUUUGGUGGCCCUAACUAAUAGAAGUCAGAGUUGGGUCAUGACAUAAAAAGCUUUGUACAGUUAGGCUCUCUUAUUACCUCCCUGAUCUCAUCUUCCUUCUCUGUCUCUUUGUUCCCUGUGAGCUCCAGCCACACUGGCUACUGCCUCCAGGCCUUGGAAUUUGCUGUACCAUCUACUUGGAAUAUUCUUUCCCUGGAUAUACACAAGCUUGCAUUCUUACCUCUGUAUCUUUGCUCAGGGGUUACUUUCUUGGUAAAGCCUCCCUGAACACCUAUUUAAAACUGCAGUCACCUUCUCUCGACUGUCACUUCUACUCCUCCAUCACUGUGUUGUUUUUCAUAGCACCUAUCACUCACUAGCUGAUACACUAUGUGUUUAGUAUAUGCAUACACUCAUUGUUUGUCUCCUCCCACUGGAAGGGAUUUUUUUUUCUUUUUUGUUGACUGUUUUAUCUUCAGUGUCCAGAGUGGUAUCUGGCAUAAAACAGAUGCUUAGUAAAUAGCUGUUGAGUGAAGGAGUGAUGAGAAAAUGAUGGGACAGAAUCAUGGCAUGGAAGUGAAGCCUGCACAGGAGAAGGUGACAUUUAGUGAUGUGGCCAUAGACUUCUCUCAUGAAGAGUGGGGAUGGCUAGAUCCUACUCAGAGGAAUUUAUACAAGGAUGUGAUGGUACAGAAUUAUGAGAACCUGGUAUCUCUAGCAGGUCUUUCCAUACCUAAGCCAUAUGUGAUUGCUUUAUUGGAGGAUGGCAAAGAACCUUGGAUGGUGGAGAAAAAGCUGUCAAAAAGUUUGUUUCCAGAUUGGAAAUCAAGAUGGGAAAGCAAAGAAUUAUCAACGAAGGAAGAUAUUUAUGAUGAAGAUUUUCCCCAGAUGGUAAUAAUGGAAAAAACUAUAAAACAAAGUCAUGAAUUUUCAAAUUUUAACAAGGACUUGGAUUAUAUAGAGAAGUUGGAGGGGAAGUGUGAAAAUCAGGUAGAACAUUUCAGACCAGUGACCCUCACCUUUAGAGAAAGUCCCACUAGGGAAAGUGUUUACAAAUGCAAUACGUUUAGAAGCAUCUUACCUUUAAAGUCUGUUCUUUCUGAACCACAGAAAAUUUCUGCUGAAGGGAAGUCACAUAAAUGUGAUAUAUUUAAGAAGAGAUUACCAGCAAAUUCAGUUAUAAAAAAUGAGAAUAUCAGUGAUGGAAAGAAACUUUUGAAUUCUAAUGAAAGUGUGGCAGCCUUCAGCCAAAGCAAAUCUCUUACCCUUCACCAGACUUUUAAUAGAGAGAAAAUCUAUACAUGUAGUGAAUGUGGGAAAGCCUUUGGGAAACAAUCAAUCCUUAAUCGCCACUGGAGAAUUCAUACAGGAGAGAAACCCUAUGAAUGUCAUGAAUGUGGGAAGACUUUUAGCCAUGGCUCAUCCCUUACUCGACAUCAAAUAAGCCACAGUGGAGAGAAACCUUACAAAUGUAUUGAAUGUGGGAAGGCCUUUAGCCAUGUCUCAUCACUUACUAAUCAUCAAAGCACUCACACUGGAGAGAAACCAUAUGAAUGUAUGAACUGUGGAAAGGCUUUUAGUCGUGUUUCACAUCUCAUUGAACAUCUGAGAAUUCAUACUCAAGAAAAACUCUAUGAAUGUCAAAUAUGUGGGAAGGCCUUCAUUCACAGGUCAUCUCUCAUUCACCAUCAGAAAAUUCACACUGGAGAGAAACCUUAUGAAUGUAGCGAAUGUGGAAAAGCCUUUUGCUGUAGCUCACACCUUACUCGACAUCAAAGAAUUCACAGUAUAGAGAAACAAUUUGAAUGCAACAAAUGUCUGAAAGUCUUUAGCAGCCUCUCAUUUCUUAUUCAGCAUCAGAGUAUUCAUACUGAAGAAAAACCCUUCGAAUGUCAAAAAUGCAGGAAAUCCUUCAGCCAGCCUGAAUCACUGAAUAUGCAUUUGAGAAACCACACUAGAUUGAAACCUUAUGAAUGUAGUAUAUGUGGGAAAGCCUUCAGUCAUAGGGCAUCCCUGUUUCAACAUCACAGAAUUCAUACUGGAGAGAAACCCUAUGAAUGUAUUAAAUGUGGGAAGACCUUCAGUUGUAGUUCAAACCUUACUGUACAUCAGAGAAUUCAUACUGGAGAAAAGCCAUAUAAAUGUAAUGAAUGUGGGAAAGCAUUUAGCAAAGGCUCAAAUCUUACUGCCCAUCAAAGAGUACAUAAUGGAGAGAAACCCAGUAGUACAAUAAGUGUGGAAAAGCCUUUAGGCCAUAUAAAUCACUAUACGUGUGAAAGAUCAUAUAAGAGAGAAAUUGCAUAAAUGCAGAAUUUGUCAUAAUAUACUGUAGCCAUAGAUCCUCCCUGAUUCAAAAUCAGAAAAUCUGUACUGGAGAAAAUUCUUAUGAUGUAAUGAAUAUCGGAAACUCUUUAGCAAUGAUACAAGCCUUAUUGUCUAUCACAAUUCACACUGUAGAGAGACUAUAUGAAGGCAAUAAAUGUGGGAAAGACUUUAGCCAGCAUUAAUCCCUUAAUUGACAUAAGUAAAUCCACAUUGGGGAAAAACCCUUUACAUGUUACAAGUAUGGGAAAGACAUUAGGUGAUAUGAAUCUCUUAAAAAACAUUAAACACAGGAGAGAAGCAAUAUGAAUAUAAAAAUUGCAGGAAGUCCAGUUAAAAUGCAUCCCUCAUUACAUCAAAGAACUCCCAGUGGAGAGAAAGCUUAUGUAAGAAAUGUGGCAAAGUGUUAACUAAGCAUUCUUAGCUUGCUAGACAUCAGAAGAUUAAUGCUAGAAAAACCUGAAGGAUUUAGGAAUUAUGUGUCUUUCUUUGCAAUGAUGCUAAUUUGUAAACAAUUCUACAGGAGAGCAAACAAGCAUAGUAUAAAUGAAUAUGCAUAUCUUAUAGUAGCAGCAUGCAUUUUACUCAAGAGUCCUACAUAGAAAUUAUCUUUAGCUAAUGGGCAUGUGAAGAUAUUUAGUCACCCAGUGGAUCCAGUAAAUGUUAUAAUUGAAAAUUAAAGUUGCAACAGAAGUAAAACAUGGUGUGAAUAAAAUUUUUGGUCUCUA